Molecule: messenger RNA, 1108 nt
Organism: Vitis riparia (riverbank grape)
Lineage: Eukaryota; Viridiplantae; Streptophyta; Magnoliopsida; Vitales; Vitaceae
Exons: 2
Coding region: 86-658 (190 amino acids)
Source: RefSeq, a predicted model, not a curated record
GGAGAAGGGGGUGCGGGGUGAGGGGUCCUGCUAGAAAUUGCUGGAAACAUCUAGUCGCAACACAAAUACUUGCUAAUUACCUAGGAUGGAAAGAAGAAGACAGAAACAAGGAGAGGAAGAAAAAGGGAAAGAAGAAAAAUUUAGAUCAGAUGCCAUGGACAGGGAGGACUCAGAAAUGAUGGAUACAGAAACGGCGGCGUCGGGAACCAACCAGAACGACGUCGUUAAAGACUUACUCUCGUUGGCUCGCCAACUCAUCAAUGAAGGGAAGCCCUCUCAGGCCCUCCAAACGGUUGUUAUGGCAAUGAGAACCAGAGGUGGAGAUGAGGCUAUAUUUCAGUCUCUACACCGAGCUCGUGAGCUAUAUAGAAAUAGACUGCAAGCCAAUGCUGCUGCUGAUCAGUUGGCUUGUUUGUUUGCUGAGUGUGCAAUUGCAGAAGUCGAGCCUUGCAAUGCUGAACCUUCACCACAUGAUGUGGUUAGUCCAUCUAUUGCACCAGAUUCUAAUGAAACUUCCAUACUGGCUGAAACUGGUAGGAGACAAAUUGUGUUGGAUGCAUUCUCAGAUGGUAGCAGUUUCAUCUGUUUACAAUGUGGAGGUCUCGUUAGCAAUCAUCGCAAAGAUGAGCACUAUGCAUACUGGUGUUGCAAAAUCUGACUUUGCAGGGUACUUGGUCUUCUUAGUGUAUGACUGCGGAACUGCAUCGUACUUGUAUUUGGUUUGAAUGUCUUGUUGCUUUCAGUUCCUGCUUUAUUUAUUAGCCACACAUGCCAGACGUAGUGACCAUAAACAAGUUGAAUGCCUGAUUUAGAGGCCAUGCAUUACCUGAAGUGGAGUGAAUUUCUAAGGCACAUCCUCUUUGUAUAAUAGUCUAGAGUUUUGUAUGUUCAUAGCGAAAAACCUUUGUUGUAGAAUUUAGGCAAAUAAUUGGAUGAAGCAUUUGGCGGUGUUUUGACAUAGUAAUAUUGUUAGUGUUUGCAACAGUGCUUUAUGUUCUGGUGGUGUCCUAUAUCAUACUCAGCCUACUUGGCAGGAUUUGUUGAUUGUCUUUGCCUGUGGACUUGGUUGUGAUCUUAUAGUGUUCUAUCUAUGCUUGUUUUCCUGUUA